This is a messenger RNA of Physella acuta, 1587 nucleotides long. RefSeq names its product gastrula zinc finger protein XlCGF17.1. Gene Ontology annotation, molecular function: RNA polymerase II transcription regulatory region sequence-specific DNA binding; DNA-binding transcription factor activity, RNA polymerase II-specific. NCBI's taxonomy places the organism in Eukaryota, Metazoa, Mollusca, Gastropoda, Physidae. The record is from RefSeq and is a predicted model, not a curated record. Gene Ontology annotation, biological process: embryo development; regulation of transcription by RNA polymerase II. Gene Ontology annotation, cellular component: nucleus.
GGAUCAGAAGACAUGCAGGCCUACGUAGAAAGUAAAAUAUUCUCAAAAGAAUAUUUGAAAUACAAACAUGGUCGGGAUUAUAAACAGGAGUCUAGAUCACCUUAAUAAUACAAGUCAACUUUCUUCCCAGUCAUCAAGUUUUCAUCAACACCAUAUCGGCGACGUUUGUACUGCAGGAAAGCCUUACAAAUGUGACCACUGUAAUAAAUGUUUCUCUAAGCACGGCACUUUAAGAAGACAUUUUGUAACUCACACAGGAGAAAAACCUUAUAUAUGUGAUACAUGUGGUAAAUGUUUCACACAGUUUUGUAAUUUACAAAGACAUAAGGCAAUUCAUACAGGAGGAAAGACUUACAAAUGCGACCAAUGUGGAAAAUGUUUCACAGAGAAAAACAGUUUACAAAGACACCAUAUAAUUCAUACAGGAGAAAAACCUUUCAAGUGUGACAAAUGUGUUAAGUGUUUUAAAGAUGUUGGCACUUUUAAAAGACACCAUAGAAUUCACACUGGAGAAAAGCCUUUUAAGUGUGACAUAUGUGGUAAAUGUUUCACACAAUCUUAUAAUGUACACAGACACAAGAAAAUUCAUACAGGAGAAAAGCCUCACAAGUGUUAUCAAUGUGGUAAUUGUUUCACCCAGCUUUGCAUUUUACAGAGACACCUUAGAACUCACAUAGGAGAAACAUCUUUAAUUUGUGACAAAUGUGGUAAAUGUUUUAAAAAACUCUACAAAUUACAAAGACACCUUAGAGUUCAUUCCAGAGAAAAACACAUGUGUGACAAGUGUGGAAAAUGUUUUACAUUAAAUAAUGCAUUUCAGAGACACCUUAUAACUCAUGCAGAAGAAAAGCCUUACAAGUGUGACAGUUGUGAUAAGUGUUUCAAACAGCUCCCUGAUUUACGGAGCCACCAUACAAUCCAUACAGGAGAAAAGCCUUACAUGUGUAAAAAAUGUGGUAAAUGUUUUAGAAGAAGUAAUGUAUUACACGACCACUUAAGAAUUCAUACAGGAGAAAAGCCUUACAUGUGUAAGAUAUGUGGUAAAUGUUUUUCAAAGCUUGGUCACUUGAUGAGUCAUCUUAGAAUUCAUAAACGAGAAAAAUCAGUGCGACAAGUGAUGUAACAGUUUUAAGCGGACCUAUACAAUUCACACUUUAGAAAAGCCUUAUAAGCGGUAAAUGUUUCUUUCCAAGUACUACUCUACAUUAAAUAACCAUGGUAGAAUUCACACAGGAGAAAAGCCUUUUAAAAGCGGUAAACGCUUCUUUCAAAGUACUACGUGAUAAUUGUGAUACAUUUUUUUAAAACAAAGAGACUCUUUACAGAAGCACUUUACACAUAUGGUAAAUGUUUUACCUUUACAGAAGCAUCAUGAUUUUUCUUUCUUCAGAAGCUUAAUAUUUAUUAACUAAUAUUAACCAUCAAAGAACCAGCAAAUAAAAGCCUUUCCUUGAACAUCUCAUUUAGAUGUGUCACCUGUAGGGUCAUCUGAUAUGUACUGCUGGUAUAGUUGAUGGCCUUUCUUUUGAAAUAGUGUUAACAUUUUAAUUCGUGUUGCCUGUUACUAUUGUUAGUAUUAAAAUUUAA